GUGGAAGUGCAAUUUCUAAAAGAGAUGGGUGCAAAUGUUUUUUUAAUUCCUGUAGCGGUGCAUGGCAGUUUAGGGCUGGUAAAAUAGACUGCAAAUAAUAAGCUGGUUUCCCUAGCCCCAGACCCCCUCACUGCCUGCAGUAACCAGAAGUGAAUAGCAGGCGACCCGGAAGAUGAGAUCUGCCUGAAACAAGCCCGAAGAUCAUCGCAACCCUUUUAUUUUUUUUAAACCAAGUUUUUUUUAAAAAAAGACCCCUUUGCAAGCAAGUUACCAUGGCUGAGCCACGAUUCAACAAUCCGUAUUUCUGGCCUCCACCCCCCACGAUGUCAAGCCAGCUCGAUAACCUGAUGCUGAUCAACAAGAUCAAGGAGCAGCUAAUGGCGGAGAAGAUCCGCCCGCCGCACAUGCCCCCCUCAUCCGUGCAAUCCCAGCAGCCCUUGCUGUUGCCAUCAACCUCGCAGAGCGGCCAAUCGCCCCUGUCGAUCCUGAAGCCACAGCAGCUGUCGGACGUCCACACGCAGCCCUCUCAGCCAGAUGUGGCUCUCCAUGCCAGACCUGCUACCAGUUCUGUAACAGGUAUUUUGAACUGGCUCAGCUUAUCUUCCCCCACUGCUACUUGUGACUCCAUCAGUGCAACAACCCCCACCUUAGCCAGCCAGGGCCGCUCUGAGGUCUCCUCUCCCACCCUAAUAUCUGGGCUGAUCACUCACCACGGCAUGGACCCUGCACACUCCAGCAAGAACGGCCUGCCCAGUUCCAUGAAGAUCGAACGAGGCCGGAAGAAGAUUAAGGGUGAAAACUGCAUCGGACCCCCUGUUCUCGUGGUGCCAUAUCCCAUUCUGGCUUCAGGCAACGAACCCUCGAAGGAUGGGAAAACGUACAGGUGUAAAAUCUGCCCUUUGACUUUCUUCUCCAAAUCCGAAAUGCAAAUUCAUUCCAAGUCACACACCGAAGCAAAACCUCACAAGUGUCCACACUGCUCCAAGUCGUUUGCCAAUGCUUCAUACCUGGCUCAGCAUUUACGUAUCCACUUAGGAGUGAAACCCUAUCACUGCUCCUACUGUGAGAAAUCCUUCCGGCAGCUCUCUCACUUACAACAGCACACAAGGAUCCACACUGGGGACAGACCGUACAAAUGUGCACACCCAGGCUGUGAGAAGGCUUUUACCCAGUUAUCAAACCUGCAGUCUCAUCAACGGCAACACAACAAAGACAAGCCGUACAAAUGUCCAAAUUGCUACAGGGCAUACUCGGACUCUGCCUCACUUCAGAUCCACCUCUCCACACAUACGGUCAAACACACUAAAGCCUAUUGCUGCAGCAUGUGUGGACGAGCCUACACCUCAGAGACAUACCUCAUCAAACAUAUGGCAAAGCAUACAGCAGUAGAGCAUGCAAUGGACACCCACUCCCCUCAGAGAACGGAAUCCCCUAGUUGUCCUGUUCGGAUUUCCCUCCUUUAAUCAGCCCCCGUGUUAGAACUCUGGGAAGUGGAUGCUCCGGGGCUGAGGUUAGGUGCUUUCUGCGGAUGGAUGAGAAGCUUUUCUUUCUCAUUUGCCUCCUCCUGCUAUUUAUUCAGUCUCUGAAAAGAGACCUAAUCACAGCAGAAACAUUCGCAUCAUUGCAGAGACUCCCAAAGACUGUUGAGCCUGAGUGUCAUCCAUCGCCGAGGAGGUGAGUGCCUGUAUCCCUCGGAUAAACACCUUCCGUUGCUGGGCAACGGCACUGGAAGCAAUGAUGUGAGCUACAGGCUGGUAACUUCCUCAAUAAGGGCAUGGAUUGUACUGUCUAAGACUUCAUAAGCUGUGUCUGAGAGCACCACUUUUAUUAAUGUUUAAUAUGUCUUACUAUUACACAGGAAGACGAAGGAGGAAUCAGUUAGAUAUAGAAUUAUAAAGCAGUAUCUCAUUUUGUUGUUCUGUGAUAGUGCGACAAAACUAGUUUUCAAUUAUUGGUUAUUAGCGAAUAUGAAUUAUUAUACUAAAUGUAUGGUCAAUUUUCAAGUGUUUAGUUGACGUCUUUGCUGUACUUUUUUCAGGCUGUACACAGGCCCCAGAGACAACUCAUUUUUAAUAUGCAUCCUAACCAGUUCAAUACAGAAUACCCACAUCCACCCUCACUGAACAUGUCUAUGAUAUUAUAAACUGUUUUGCUGACAACUAAACAGCCUCUGUGCACUUAAGACAAGUUGUCAUGAAUAGCAGGAAUCAAGUUUGAGUGUGCCUUUUGUUGCAGCGUAUGAGAGCCUUACAAAUGUAAUUUGCAAAGCAGAUGAACUAGGACCAGUUUAAUAGAGAGUCAAUGGCUCAAAGGCUGCAGAACAGAAAUCCCAGGAAAAUGAGCAUGAGGUGCGCUGAAAUCAAACUGGUUCAGUUUUCAGGCAGGUACUCCAAAAGUGUUGAGAGUGCUUUUGGGUGGUGAUCAAGUCUGACCUUCCAUGAGUGCCUGCCUUUUGUCACUUCUUGCCAGCAAACACAUGCAUGUCCUAUCAUGUUGCAAGGCCCUUCCUCCUGGAGUUGAAUCCAUUCAUCAUCCAUGUUCAACAUGCGUUGGAUCUUAAAAGGGUCAUAACAAAAACAUUUGGUGAAUCUCUCUGUUUACCAAUGCAUAAGACGAAUUAUUCUGAAACACAUCUCCGUGAUGCAUUUAUGACAAAGGUGCUAACACAUUGCUGGGAAUGAAGAGAUUUGUCCCAUACUCUGGCAUGAAGUCAAUCUCCUUUGAUAAGACAUAAAUGGGGAGGUCAAUUGAAAUCAAGACGUUGUGGGAGUUGGUGGGAUGUGCAGAGGUGGUGGCUCAGAUAGGUUUUAUAUGGAAUGGAUACGGAAUAGCUAUCCAAAGAUAAAUUUUAGGCCAGAAUUCAGUCAAAAGGCCAAUGCCGUUUUUAUAAAACCCAAUGAAAACAAAGGAGUGGUUUCAAGAUUGAAAUCUAUUCAGAUUAUAGAUGUAUAUACUAAUGAUUUAUGUAUAGACUAAUGGAAACUUUGCAGUGAAUUAAAGAAGGGACUGUAAUCAAAUUCAUUGUGUAGAUCAGAAAAGGGAAGCAAAAGUUUCUUUGGAACAGUUAUUUGGACCCUGAGAUUAUAUAUGUUUCUUCCAACUUUGGGGGGCUCCUAAAUUGAAAAAUCAAUGCAAAUUGAUAGGAUGAGACAGCCUCUUUCUCUGAGCUGUCAAGGACCACAUAAAUAAAAUAGUUUUCGCUGGCCCAACACAAUUCAUCCCUAAACUGGCAGUCUCACUUGAGUGAAGCCGCAAUGAUCAUUUAUGCCCGUUGAAUGAAAAUGCCGUAGUGGUGCAUUAAGGAAAUUUCUCCUGGGCUGGGAAUGCUCCACCUUGUUGGAGCAGAAUAGGCUGAGUUCUUGUUGUGCUUUCCUUGGUCAGGGAGUGCCACAUGAAGACAGAGAUAGACAAUAGAUUAAAACAAAACUGAAAUCGAAUCCUGGUCUUUGUGGACUCCAGUGGAGAGAGACUCAGCAAUGUGUAGGCAAUGAGAUACACAGUGGAUAUUCUGUAAUGAAUGACUCAGUGCAGCUCAGGACACUAUGAGGGUCUGCUGAACAACACUCAAACAUUCAGCACCAAUUCUGCUGCUCCUAGGAUUUUGUGGCCCUAUUUUAUUUUUUUAAAGUUGAGAUUCAGUUGUCAUUUUUCGUAGUGUUACUUCCAAGAGAUUUGUACAAUAGAUCAAUGAUAGUAAUCUCUUCUUUAAUUUUUUAUUAUUAUAUAUUAUAUAUAUAUAUAUAAAUAAAUAUAUAUAAUUCAGUUAUGCCCGAGGGAGUGUCCCUCUCAGCCUGCAGAUGUAGAUUAGACACAGCCUGCACUGUCACUAAUCUAAUGUUCUUGUGGAACAGUCUAAAAUAAUAUAAUUUGAAAUAAUAUUGGGGGUGUGGGGGGCGGGGGGUAGAUUUGGCAGUGAAGGUAGUUUCUAAAAGAAAUUGUUUCAAGGUCACAGUUGGUUAUAGGCCCUGAUCUGGGUAAAUUAGAACACUGUUAACUGUGGGAAUUGGCAUUGACUGAUGUCCAGAGUGUUGAGUGAAAUUUUCAGUUGGGUGUAAGGGUGCUUGGUGAAAGCAACCUGUCACAGUCGCAUUGUGAUCCCGUCAGCGCUCAACACCAAGCCAAGCAGUCUCACUCAGUGAGAGAUAGGAAAGUAUCAUCGUGACUUCUCAUCUGGGGAAGAGGCUGGUACCUUUUUAGGAAUUAAUUCCUCUAGUUGUGAUGUGUUAGCAACAUAGUAAGCUGAGUAGGAAGAUUUCCCUUGGUUGUUAUCUUUAGCAACAUCUGAAAAAAAGCACUUAGGAUCAUUCUCACGUUGUACCACAUUUACGAUGUCACUAACACUGCAUACAAGGAAAAGAGGAUAUGGAUUUGCUAUCUCUCCAGUGUCAUUAGGAGAUGGCAACUUAUAAUGUGUCCUUUACCCACUGUAUGUUAUUGGUGUUGUAAACAUUACAGCAAUACAUCUUUUAUUUGCAUUUGUGACAACUGCUAACACAGAGUGAUCAAGGGGCAUUGUCAGUCAUUGCAGGGACCUUUGCUGUUUUGCUGUCUCUGCUGUGCCCGGCCCGAGAGCACUUGAUGCUGGUAAUGUUUUGGAGGAAGAUUUUUUUAAAAAUUCUAUAUGAAAAAACACAAUUCUGUGUAAAAACAAAAGUCAAAAAGAAAGCCACUUUGAAAGAUUUUCACUUCUCAGGGAGAUGCAAUAGUUGGCCUAUGGGGACAUUUGCACCACCUACAAUCUGAGAAACAAAGUGACCAUUUAUUUUUGGUUUUGAGGAGUGCCGGGAGAAUUGGGACUUAAUGAGUCAAACUUUACCUCUGGGGGCAAGGUGCUCUGCAUCAGACCAGUGUCACAAAUAUUCAAAGACCCCUUUGGUUCCUGUUUUGUAAACAUGCCAUCUUAGACUGAGAUAACACAGUAUGGAGCUGGAGGAACACAG
Stegostoma tigrinum is the source of this 4940-nucleotide messenger RNA. RefSeq names its product zinc finger protein 362-like. Gene Ontology annotation, biological process: regulation of transcription by RNA polymerase II; central nervous system development. The transcript is spliced from 8 exons. Gene Ontology annotation, cellular component: nucleus. NCBI's taxonomy places the organism in Eukaryota, Metazoa, Chordata, Chondrichthyes, Orectolobiformes, Stegostomatidae. Gene Ontology annotation, molecular function: DNA-binding transcription factor activity, RNA polymerase II-specific; RNA polymerase II cis-regulatory region sequence-specific DNA binding. Bases 273 to 1463 code for a protein of 396 amino acids. The record is from RefSeq and is a predicted model, not a curated record.